Messenger RNA from Etheostoma cragini (Arkansas darter), 4940 nucleotides. RefSeq names its product transient receptor potential cation channel, subfamily M, member 2 (gene trpm2). The transcript is spliced from 33 exons. Gene Ontology annotation, cellular component: membrane. Gene Ontology annotation, biological process: calcium ion transmembrane transport. The record is from RefSeq and is a predicted model, not a curated record. Lineage: Eukaryota; Metazoa; Chordata; Actinopteri; Perciformes; Percidae. The coding region runs from base 85 to 4536 and encodes 1483 amino acids. Gene Ontology annotation, molecular function: ligand-gated calcium channel activity.
AGCCAUUUCACAGUGCAACGUAACAAGGCAAUAACAGCUUCUCUGUCCAGUUGAGAUCAUGAAGGAUUUAGUGCCUUUGAUCUGAUGGCCGAAUCAACUGAAAUGCUGCCUAAACUAGAGAAUAGGGUUCACCCGCAGGAAAUAAGGAAGGAGCUGCUGCAAUCCCAACUGAAACUAAAUGAAGGGAUAACUUGUAUUAAAAAGUGCAGCCAAUCUGCACCAUCUGCUAAGCAUCUGUUCAUCUCCAAUUCUUCCUUUGCCUCCUGGACCAAGAAGAACAUCUUCAAGAAGCAAUGCUGCUUCUUUGAAAAAGGUGUCAGAGAGGAUGUAUGUAAGUGUGGCUACUCAAAGUCCGAGCAUGUGGUUGAAGCCAUCAGGCAAGAAGACUUUACGGGCGAGUCGUGGAACAGACACAGACAUGACGAUGUGCCCACAGAUGCUUUUGGAGAGAUCUGCUUUGGUGGCUUGGGACGAAACACCAGCAAGUAUGUGCGAGUGUCCACAGACACCAGCCCAGAACUCCUCUACAAGUUAUUGACUGAACAGUGGGAACUUUCCCCUCCCAACCUGCUGAUCUCAGUGACCGGAGGAGCCAAGAACUUUCAUCUCAAGGCUCGUCUCAAGAACGUGUUCCACAGAGGUCUUAUUAAAGUGGCCCAGACAACAGGUGCGUGGAUAAUCAGCGGUGGUACGCACACAGGUGUGAUGAAGCAUGUAGGGCAGGCUGUUAGGGACCACGCCCUGAGCAGCGCCAUGCAGGGCCAGAUCGUGGCCAUCGGAAUUGCGACAUGGGGAAUAAUUCACAAUAGGGAAGCUUUGGUGCAUCCAGAGGGUGGUUUCCCUGCCCAUUAUUUGAUGGACAUCGAAAGCCAGGGCCGACUCUCCUGCCUCGAUAAAAACCACACCCACUUCCUGCUGGUGGACGAUGGCACGCAGGGAAACUACGGUGUGGAGAUUGAACUACGUAGCCGUCUGGAGAAAUGCAUCUCUGGAAAGCCUAUUUGGAUUGAAGAGAGUCCCGUGAACAUCCCUGUGGUGUGUGUUGUUUUGGAUGGAGGACCAGGCACUCUAAAUACCAUCUACAAUGCUAUGCUGAAUGGCACACCAUGUGUGAUCUUGGAGGGCUCUGGGAGAAUAGCAGAUGUGAUAGCCCAGGUGGCAGGACUGCCAUUGACCAAGGUCACUGUCGCCCGCAUCAAACAGUUAAUGAAAAAGUUCUUUGGCCAAGAAUAUGAUAAAUUUGACUACCUCAAGAUCAUAGAAUGGACAAAGAAGAUUCAGGACAUCAUCAGGAUGUCUCACUUGCUGACAAUUUUCAGAAUAGGCGAGGACGAUCAAGGGGAUGUGGAUGUGGCUAUUCUCAAAGGACUACUCAAAGCUUCGAGGAGCAGCGAGUCCCUGGGAAUCGAGUGCUGGAAGAGGCAGCUGAAGCUGGCUAUAGCUUGGAACCGAGUGGACAUAGCUGAGACCGAAAUCUUCACUGAGGAGAGCCAGUGGAAGUCAAGUGACCUCCACUGGGCCAUGUCCUUAGCCCUGGUUGACAACAAGCCUCCAUUUGUGAGUCUGCUGCUGGAGAACGGUGUCAGUCUGAAGGAUUUUCUGCAGGACGAGGCAACUCUGUGUAAGCUUUACGAAUCGCUGCGGGACAACUGCAUCUUCGCCCGCAAGCUGGAAAAGCGGGUCCAAAGCAGCGACAGCAUGGAGAAAGAAUCCCGCAACAAGCCUCAAGCUCAUUCAGGAAGAAACAAAAAGAUCUCCAUGACUCAUGUGUCUGAUGAGGUGCGCCACCUGCUGGGCAGUUACACCGAGGCCCUCUAUCCCCCCCAAGCUCCACUUGGGGAGGAUGUUGCUGCACAGAGGGACCCAGGCAGAGACCUUUUCCUUUGGGCUGUUGUCAAGAACAAUAAGGAGCUGGCUGAAAUUGCCUGGGAGCAGUGUAGAGACUGCAUAUCUGCCGCUCUGGCCGCCAGUAAGCUCCUGAAGACAAUGGCAGAGGAAGAAAGUGAUGCAGAUGAGGCAGCGCACAUGCAAGAACUUGCCAAUCACUAUGAGAAACACGCCAUUGGUGUGUUUAGUGAGUGCAACAACAGCAACGAAGAGUGGGCUCAAAAGUUGUUGGUUCAAGCGUCUCCAUUUUGGGGAAGGACAACGUGCCUGAGGCUGGCACUGGAGGCUGAUGAUAAAAGCUUUGUAGCUCAGUCAGGUGUUCAGGCUCUUCUGACGCAGAUCUGGUGUGGUGAGCUUUCAGUGGUCAACCCUGUGUGGAGAGUGCUGAUCUGCAUGGUCUUCUUCCCACUUAUCUUCACUGGCUUUCUGGUUUUCAGACGUGAUGAAGUUACUCAGAGAGACGCUACGAAGGACAAGGAGAUCAAGGCAGUAAAGACAGAAAAAGAAAGUACACCUCAAACAAAUUCUCAAGGCCCAGUGUGGUGCCCGAAGCUUCUAGACAGCUGGUCCAGGCUGGUCUACCUGUACAGCUCUCUGCAGGUCAAGUUUUACUGGAAUAUCGUGUCUUACUUUGCCUUCCUCUUCCUGUUUGCUAUUGUGCUAAUGAUUGACUUUCAGGCCACGCCCUCUGCUGGGGAGGUGCUGCUCUACAUCUGGUUGCUUUCUCUGGUGUGCGAGGAGGUCAGACAGUUGUUUUAUGAUCCUGAUGAUUAUGGGUUUUGUAAAAAAGCCAAGAUGUACAUCAACGACCUGUGGAAUAUUUUAGACGUUCUGUCCAUCCUUCUCUUUGUUAUCGGCCUUGCAUUUAGGCUGACAACUGAGCUGUUUUAUGCAGGAAAAACUCUCCUCUGCAUCGAUUUUGUGGUAUUCUGCCUCCGUCUCAUGGCUAUUUUCACCAUCAGUAAAACCCUGGGACCCAAGAUUAUCAUAGUCAGGAGGAUGAUGAUGGAUAUGUUCUUCUUCAUGUUCCUGCUGAGUAUCUGGGUGGUUGCAUACGGUGUGGCCAAACAAGGCAUUCUCAUCCACAAUGACAAUAGGCUGGACUGGAUUGUCCGCGGGGCAAUUUAUGAGCCGUACCUCAUCAUAUUUGGGAAUUUUCCCACAAAUAUUGAUUAUGCUGCGUUUGACAUAAACUCCUGCAGCAUGAAUGGCACCGAUCCUCUGAAGCCCAAGUGCCCGGUGCUGAAUGAAAACCAAACACCAGCUUUCCCUGAGUGGCUCACUAUAAUCAUGCUUUGUAUAUACUUGCUCUUUGCCAACAUACUGCUGCUCAACCUGCUCAUAGCUAUCUUCAACUUUACAUUCCAGGAAGUUCAGGACAACACAGACAGAAUAUGGAAGUUUCAAAGAUACGAGCUAAUCAAGGAGUACCACAGCCGCCCUGCUGUCCCGCCUCCUUUCAUCAUCUUCAGCCAUCUUUACCUCUUCAUCAGGAACAUGGUGAUGUGCAGGCCCCCCAUCAUAAGUAAAGAGUUUAAGAACAAGCUUCCUCGGACGGAGGAAAAGAAGCUGUUGACCUGGGAGGCCUUAAUGAAGGACAGAUACCUGCUGUCCACACAGCAGGAGCAGAGCCAGAGCAUGGAGCGACGUAUCCUGGACACGGCUCAAAAGGUUACCACCAUAACCGAUCGAUUGGAGAGGGAAGAGGAAACGAGCUCUGCCGCCAUGGUGAAAAGACUGGCUCGACUAGAGGAGCAGGUCGUCCAGUCAGCCAAAGCCCUGCAAUGGAUUAUGGACAGUCUGACAUGUCAGGGGUUUGCAGCAAAAGAAACACAACCCCCAACAUUAACUACAACAGACGAGUCCCCUGACAUUUCUACGACAGAGAAAGAAGACGGGUUCCACGUGAACGCCCGUCAAUUUUACUACCCCAACAGCAAAAUCACACGCUUCCCUGUGCCUGACGAGAAUGUGCCAUGGAAGGUCAGAUUCAGUUUAUACAAACCGGCUUGUUACAAUGGAACAACUAACCCUUCUGACCUAACCAGUGUACACUUUCUCAUUACAAUGCUCCCUAGCUCCUUAUGUUGUGUUCCCUUUAUUCUUUCACCUUACAGAUCAGAAUCAGAAGCCUUAGAUAAUUACAGAAACCCAGUAGGGCGGACGGGCAUCAGGGGACGAGGUGCACUAAACCACCUUGGUCCAAAUCUGAAUGCAGACUUUGUGCUUACACGCUGGCGGGAUAGCGAGAGAUCUGUUUUGGAGUACCUGGUGGUUAGUGAUAAGAGCCAGGGAACCUUGGCUUUACCUGGGGGACCUGUCCAAUCUGCCGAUCACAUGCCAGUGACUCUGAUUAGAACCAUGGGAAAGAAGCUGUGUGAAGAAUUAAUUGCAAAAGUAUCAGAGGGAACAAAGGUGUAUGAGGGCUAUGUGGAUGACUGCAGGAACACAGAUAACGCCUGGGUGGAAACCACCGUCCUCAACAUUCACCUGGCCAGAAGGAGCCAGGUGAUGGAAGACAUCGACAGUAUGGUAGCGAGCAGUCAGGGCACUCUUCAGUGGAAGGAGGUGAAAGACAAAACCAGACUUAGCCCAAACCAAAGAGAGUCUCUGCGGAAGGUUGCCGAGCUGCACAACAGGAAGUUUUGAUGUUCAACGAUGCUGGAGCUGUAAACGUGCCUCUCCAUCCACAGGGUUCUUUCUGCCUGUUUGUACGGUCUUUUGUUAAGGCUUAUUAAUUCUGUUCCACUGAAAGCACUUGAAUCAAGACACCAUAAACCCAUCAUGUAUGCUGCUGUGGAUUAUUAUUAACAAUUUGCCCAAAUUCCAUAGGACAGCAAACUGAAUGUUUAGCCCACACACUGUAAGUAGUCAUAACACUGAGAAUAAAUACCUUGGUUUUGAGGUAGUUGUGCUUCACAUGAUUAUGCUACUUCAUACUUCUACAUCACUACAUUUCCAAAGCAAAUAAGGUAUGUUUACUUCAUAACAUGUAUCUCACAGUACUGUAUUAGUUUUAUUGAAAAUGCCCAACAUUGACUAUAUUAAGCAAU